UGUGCCUGUGAAGGGGUGAACGAAAAGGUGCUGCGCAGGCGCAUUGAAAACCUUACCGACUUCGGUUCGUCAGCGGAACCUUUGAAUCGAGUUUUCGGGCCACCAAGGGAGGAACCCCGGAGGCGACUCGUCAGGACUAUUUGGAAAGAGGAUAAGGAAGAGGAGGAGCGAGGAUCCAUGGCGGCGCUGGUUGCUGUUUGCAGUGAUCUAGGGAGGAAAAAGUUGGCGUACUUCAUAAAGCCAGCUCUCUGCCUCAGAGAUCCUAAGACUCACGCGGUGCUGUGGAGAAGCUGUUCACAAUAUACGCAGGUAGCCAGCAAUGAGGACCUGCCCAUUCCAAUGGAAAAUCCUUAUAAGGAGCCUCUUAAAAAAUGUAUUUUGUGUGGAAAACGUGUAGAUUAUAAGAAUGUACAGCUUUUGUCCCAGUUUAUAUCUCCAUUUACUGGAUGCAUUUAUGGAAGGCACAUAACAGGUCUUUGUGGGAAGAAACAGAAAGAAAUCACAAAAGCAAUUAAGAGAGCUCAAAUAAUGGGGUUUAUGCCAGUUACAUACAAGGAUCCUGCAUAUCUCAAAGACCCUAAAGUUUGUAACAUCAAGUAUCGGGAGUAAAUUACAUGUCUUAUCAUCAGUAAAUGUAUUUUACAAUAAAUGGUUGUAUGGUUUUAA
Prionailurus viverrinus (fishing cat) is the source of this 666-nucleotide messenger RNA. It is a transcript of the gene MRPS18C, whose product is annotated as mitochondrial ribosomal protein S18C. Bases 178 to 609 code for a protein of 143 amino acids. The record is from RefSeq and is a predicted model, not a curated record. Gene Ontology annotation, molecular function: small ribosomal subunit rRNA binding; structural constituent of ribosome. Gene Ontology annotation, biological process: mitochondrial translation. Gene Ontology annotation, cellular component: mitochondrial small ribosomal subunit; ribosome. NCBI's taxonomy places the organism in Eukaryota, Metazoa, Chordata, Mammalia, Carnivora, Felidae. The transcript has 6 exons.